This is a messenger RNA of Panicum virgatum (switchgrass), 1155 nucleotides long. Its product is annotated as acetylglutamate kinase-like. The record is from RefSeq and is a predicted model, not a curated record. Gene Ontology annotation, molecular function: ATP binding; arginine binding; acetylglutamate kinase activity. The transcript has a single exon. The coding region runs from base 42 to 1025 and encodes 327 amino acids. Gene Ontology annotation, biological process: L-arginine biosynthetic process. Lineage: Eukaryota; Viridiplantae; Streptophyta; Magnoliopsida; Poales; Poaceae. Gene Ontology annotation, cellular component: cytoplasm; chloroplast thylakoid.
CCCCAGUCAGAGGCAUUUCGUCGAACACCGCCAACGCAGCCAUGCUCCUCACCAAACCCCAAGUCUCCAACCCGCUCCUCCCGUCCGCGCCGCCCUCCAACCCCGCUCCCAGCUCCAGCCAUGCCAGGCCCCUCGCCGCCCGCGCCGCCCGUCGCGGCCGCCUCCGCGUCUCCGCCGGGCUUAGCCGAGUGGACGUGCUCUCGGAGGCGCUCCCCUUCAUCCAGCGCUUCAAGGGCAAGACGGUGGUGGUCAAGUACGGCGGCGCCGCGAUGAAGACGCCGGAGCUCCAGGCGUCCGUGAUCCGCGACCUCGUCCUCCUCUCCUGCGUCGGCCUCCGCCCCGUGCUCGUCCACGGCGGGGGGCCCGAGAUCAACUCCUGGCUGCUCCGCGUCGGCGUCGAGCCGCAGUUCCGCGACGGCCUCCGCGUCACGGACGCGCUCACCAUGGAGGUCGUCGAGAUGGUGCUCGUCGGCAAGGUCAACAAGAACCUCGUCUCCCUCAUCAACCUCGAGGGGGGCACCGCCGUCGGCCUCUGCGGCAAGGACGCCUGCCUCAUCACCGCGCGCCCGUCCCCCAACGCCGCGGCCCUCGGGUUCGUCGGCGAGGUCGCGCGCGUCGACGCCACCGUCCUCCACCCCAUCGUUGCCUCGGGACAUAUCCCGGUCAUCGCCACCGUGGCCGCCGACGAGACUGGGCAGGCCUACAAUAUCAAUGCCGAUACGGCGGCCGGGGAGAUCGCCGCUGCCGUGGGCGCCGAGAAGCUGCUGCUGCUCACGGAUGUGUCUGGGAUACUGGCGGACCGUAAUGAUCCGGGGAGCCUGGUGAAGGAGAUUGACAUCGCCGGGGUGCGACAGAUGGUGGCCGACGGGAAGGUGGCAGGUGGAAUGAUACCCAAGGUGGAAUGCUGCGUGCGAGCCCUCGCACAAGGUGUGCACACUGCGAGUAUCAUUGAUGGGCGCGUUCCACACUCGCUACUGCUUGAGAUUCUCACAGAUGAGGGUACUGGCACCAUGAUCACUGGCUGAGGUGGUUAUGACUUGUGGUAUUUUCUUGCGUCUCUCUGCUCUUAGCCAUGUAUUUUAUGGUAAUGUAGACUUGACUCAAGAUUGCAAUAAGAAUGCAUUACUCACAUUGUGAGAAAAUUAGUUUGGUUGA